AUGGAGGCAAAAGAAGCUGCUCUCUCGGCAAGUGAGAAAUACACGCUUAUCACGCGUAAUUUACAAGAGGUAUUAGGCGAAGAGGCGCUGAAGACCGUAUUGUCUGAACGUAAUUUACGCGUAUAUUGGGGAACCGCCACUACCGGCAAGCCUCAUGUUGGAUAUUUCGUGCCUGUCUCUAAGAUAUCAGACUUUCUACGGGCAGGAUGUGAGGUGACGAUUCUUUUCGCCGAUCUGCACGCAUACCUUGAUAAUAUGAAGGCGCCAUGGGAAUUGCUGCAACUCAGAUCAAAGUAUUAUGAAACGGUUGUUAAGAUGAUGCUCGAAACGAUCGGUGUUCCUUUGGAAAAGCUUCGCUUUGUGCAAGGAACGGAUUUCCAGUUGGAUAAGCAGUAUAUCCUGGACGUCUAUAAAAUGAGCAGCUUGGUGACACAGCAUGAUGCCCGCAAAGCUGGAGCUGAAGUUGUUAAACAAGUGGAGUUUCCGUUGCUUAGCGGUUUGUUGUAUCCGUGUCUUCAAGCAUUGGACGAAGAGUAUUUAAGUGUAGACGCGCAGUUCGGCGGCGUAGAUCAGAGAAAGAUAUUCACAUUUGCUGAGAAGUACCUGCCUUUCGUAGGUUACAACAAACGGAUUCAUCUGAUGAACCCAAUGGUGCCUGGAUUGACGGGCGAUAAAAUGAGUGCGUCUGUCGAAGAGUCGAAGAUCGAUUUGCUUGACCCGCCUUCGGUUGUGAAGAAGAAACUAAAGAAAGCUUUUUGCGAACCGGGCAACGUGAUUAACAACGGCGUGCUGUCGUUUUGUCAGCAUGUGGUUUUUCCGUUGCUCUCUGGAAGCGCCUUCGAGGUGAAACGUGAGGAAAAGAACGGCGGUGAAGUAGAGUUCAAAACGUUCGACGAAUUGAGGGAUUCAUACGCAAAGCAG
Messenger RNA from Soboliphyme baturini, 921 nucleotides. Lineage: Eukaryota; Metazoa; Nematoda; Enoplea; Dioctophymatida; Soboliphymatidae. The record is from the annotation of a GenBank genome assembly.